UAUUCACACAUUGUCAUGUCACAUGAUGUGUACCCCUAGUCAUCUAGACAGCGCACCUCGAGAUAUGAAACGGUUCCAAAAGAUACAAUGGUUAGUAUAAUAAACGAAGUUUUUUUGCCUACAAUAAUUGCACAUUUCUAAGGUCAAUGGCAAGUGCUUUACUUCACAUAUAGGUCUGAUUCAUCGUUGUACCUGCUGACCGCAUACAUCUGUAGGCUACUGGUUCAUUGCGCCUAACAAUAGAAUUGUAGCCUAGAGGUCAGUUGUAGACUUGCCUAUCCAAGGUCCUCCCAUGUCCUUGUAGGAGACAUGUCAAUUCCAAGUAUAAACUAUAUGGACAAAUCGUAUAUUUAUAUUCAGUCACAGAAUACAGUUUGUGUGUUCAUAAAAAAAUAUAUAAAUAUUUACUGAAGCCUUUGCCUAAGAAAUGGAACCCUCUUAAAAAUAUGAAUCUGUUUUAUAAAACCGAACCCUUACGUUGUAGCCUGCUACAGUAUGUCUACCAUUCCUACACACGUACCUUACCGCACCACAUGGUUGGUGCUGGAACCUAGCCGCAAGGGAAGUUUUCCUCACCAGACUUGGUCAAGUUUUGAAAUCCGAUAGGGGGGAGCAGUAUGGCCAGCCGAUGCGCUAUAAGGCUAAAAAUAACCACCUCCAAUUUAUGCUGUGGGGUUACUGUCUCCAAAAACCAGGCGACCUGAAUGAAACCGCGUCAAUAAGGACACUUCUCUGAGGCUUCUCUGGACCAAUAAGGUGGCAUGGCUGGCCUGUCGUUCUGUGGCAACAAUGUGACCAAGAAUGCCUACAGUGUGGAUACGGGGAUGUUGAACAAUGGCUGCUUCGUGGACGCCCUCAACCUGGUCCCUCACGUCUUCCUGCUCUUCAUCACCUUCCCUAUCCUCUUCAUUGGCUGGGGCAGUCAGAGCUCUAAGGUUCAGAUCCACCAUAACACCUGGCUCCACUUCCCUGGACACAACCUGCGCUGGAUCCUCACAUUCACUCUGCUGUUUGUUCACGUCUGUGAGAUCGCUGAGGGAAUCGUCUCCAACAAACAGAUGGACACCAAUCACCUCCACCUCUUUAUGCCAGCGUUUAUGGGUUUCAUAGCAGCCACUACAUCUGUGGUGUACUACCACAACAUAGAAACCUCCAACUUCCCCAAACUACUGCUGGCUCUGUUUAUCUACUGGGUUCUGGCGUUCAUCACCAAGUCCAUUAAGCUGUGGAAGUUUGCAGAGUACGGUGUUGGAGUGCUGCACCUGAGGUUCUGUAUCACAGCCCUGCUGGUCGUUCUGUAUGGACUCCUCAUGGCUGUAGAGAUCAAUGUCAUCAGGGUCAGGAGGUACGUGUUCUUCGCCAACCCCCAGAAGGUAAAGCCUCCAGAGGACCUUCAGGACCUGGGAGUGAGGUUCCUCCAGCCCUUCGUCAACCUCCUCUCCAAGGCCACAUACUGGUGGAUGAACCCCCUGAUUAUAGGAGCCCAUAAAAGACCCAUUGAGCUGAAGAAGAUUGGCAAACUCCCCAUCGCCAUGAGAGCCCUCACCAACUACCUGAAGCUCAAAGACGCCUACGAGGAUCAGAGGCAGAAUGCCGAGGACCCAGAGAAGGCUCCAUCCAUCUGGCGUUCUAUGUACCGGGCGUUUGGCCGACCCAUCCUCCUCAGCAGUACCUUCCGUUACCUGGCAGAUCUGCUGGGCUUCGCCGGGCCGCUCUGCAUCUAUGGCAUCGUCGAACAUCUCAACAAAAAGCCCGUCAAGGAAGGGAGUGUGGUCCCCUAUUUCGAGGUCUACUUCAUGUCAUCCAACGAGCUGCUCCAGAAUACGUCAGUGCUGGCUGUUCUGCUGUUCCUGGCCCUGGUGCUACAGCGGACCUUCCUACAGGCCUCCUACUAUGUCACCAUAGAGACCGGCAUCAACCUCCGUGGAGCCCUGCUGGCGAUGAUCUACAACAAGAUCCUGCGUCUGUCCACCUCUAACAUGUCCAUGGGAGAGAUGACCCUGGGCCAGAUCAACAACCUGGUUGCCAUAGAAACCAACCAGCUUAUGUGGUUCCUCUUCCUGUGUCCCAACCUCUGGGCCAUGCCGGUGCAGAUUGUGAUGGGCGUGAUCUUGCUGUACUACCUGCUGGGGACCAGUGCUCUGAUUGGAGCUUCAGUCAUCGUGCUGCUGGCUCCAGUCCAAUACCUGAUCGCUACCAAGCUGGCUGACACCCAGAAGAGCACCCUGGACCAGUCUACGGAACGUCUGAAGAAGACCACAGAGAUUCUGAAGGGGAUCAAGCUGCUGAAGUUGUACGCCUGGGAGAACAUAUUCUGUGACAGUGUAGAAGAUACCAGGGGCAAAGAGCUCACCAGCCUCCGCACCUUCGCCCUCUACACCUCCAUGUCUAUUUUCAUGAAUGCUGCAAUCCCCAUCGCUGCUGUGCUUGUGACGUUUGUCAGCCACGCCCUGAUCAACAAGUCCAAACCCAGCUCCUCGGAGGCCUUCGCUGCUCUGGCCCUCUUCCACAUCCUGGUUACCCCACUGUUCCUGCUCUCCACCGUGGUCCGCUUUGCAGUCAAGGCCAUGGUCAGCGUCCAGAAGCUGGGUGAGUUCCUGCAGAGCGAUGAGAUUGGCGAUGACAGCUGGAGGAACGGAGACAUGCCUGUGUCCCUAGAGGCCUGUAAGAAACACCCUGGGGCGACCAAGGCUAUAAACAGAAGCAGCCCCUGCUCUACCAGAUGGACAACUAUGAGCAGCCAGCACGCAGACCACUGCGACCCAACGAGACUGAGGACGUGGCUGUCAAGGUGAACGGUGGAUUCUUCACAUGGGGAAGCAACUUGUCAACGUUGUCCGACAUCAACAUCUGCAUUCCAACAGGUAACCUGAUC
This is a messenger RNA of Oncorhynchus kisutch (coho salmon), 2875 nucleotides long. Its product is annotated as ATP-binding cassette sub-family C member 9. NCBI's taxonomy places the organism in Eukaryota, Metazoa, Chordata, Actinopteri, Salmoniformes, Salmonidae. Bases 762 to 2795 code for a protein of 677 amino acids. Gene Ontology annotation, biological process: transmembrane transport; potassium ion transport. Gene Ontology annotation, molecular function: ATP binding; ABC-type transporter activity; sulfonylurea receptor activity. The transcript has 17 exons. Gene Ontology annotation, cellular component: membrane. The record is from RefSeq and is a predicted model, not a curated record.